AUGGGUGCUGAGGCGAAACGGUAUCUGGAGGACCAUUCAAUUCCUCAACUAUUCGAGAGUCUUAUGACCGGACUUAUUUAUAAUAAGCCUGAAAAUCCGAUUGAUUUCUUGGCGAAUGCACUCUCGAAAAUUCGUGAACAACCGGACAUUGAACCUGCAUGGGAUAUGUUCAUUGAGAGCGAUGUUAUUGCGAAAAACGAUACCCCCCGUAGAGAAGUAAAGAGUUCCUCAUCUAAAGCGAAUAAACGACCAUCUGUGACAUCGAGUUCGUCUCGUCAAACGAAUCGAGAAAGUCAGCAGAACGGUACAAAAUCUCGAACCGAGUCAAGAAAUUCCGAACAAAUGAGGCCGGCAUCAGUAAUGGAGGCAGCUGAUCUGGCUCGAAUUCCUGAUGUUCCAAUAAUUCUAUUUAUGGGUGGUCCGGGUGGUGGCAAAACAAGGCAUGCGGAACGGGUUCGAGUCGCACUUUCGGAUCAAGGACUUGUGCACAUUUGCAUGCCUGAUAUGAUUCGUAACGCCAUAACGAAAUAUAAGGAACGCUAUCCGGAAUGGAAAGAGGCUGCGCUCAGAUAUCAGAAAGGCGAGUUGAUACCAAACAAUCUGGCAUUAGCGUUGGUGAAAGCUGAAAUGGGAAAACAUCCGGAUGCAAAAGCGUUCUUCUUGGAGGGAUUCCCACGUGAAGCGAGGCAAGUUGAAGAUUUCGAAAGAGAGGUAAGGCCUGUCAAUAUGGCAUUAAUUCUUGAUUACGAUGAGGCAACACUUCGAAGGCACAUGCAAAAUCGAGGACUCGACGCGGAUAUGAUCGAUGCACGUAUACGAGAAUUUAAGCAAAAAACACUGCCAAGUGCGAAAUAUUUCGACGAUCAACGACUUCUUCAUCUUAUUCCGGGUGAGAAAGAUGAUCAAACGAUAUAUGAGCGCAUGAAAAUGCUUGUGCAAAGAGCGAUGGAUACUGGCAUUCCAGUGCUUAACUCGUCUAGCUCAAGUCAACAAAAUACACCACAACCGCCUCAGAGUUCGUCCCAAUCGAACGCUCCAUCGGUAAUUGCCGCAGCUGCUGCGACCGUAGCAGUGGUCGCACAAGAAGCAGAACAACAACACAAUCAAUUGAAAAACCAAAAUCACAAUAACGUCUCGUCACGUCCCCCAACUCGUUCAUCUCGACCACAAACUCAAGCCUCCCGAACCUCACGACCUCCUUCACUGCCACCAUCUCGACAGUCAACAAAGUCCAGCACUACGACCCAAGUUGCGCAACCCAAUGGCAGUGCCAAAUCGCAGACACGUACGCCAACAUCAAAAGCUCCAUCGGUGCCAGCAACUCCACCGAAAACGGCAGCAUCGCAACGUGAGCGAGAAAGUGCUAAAAGUUUGCAACCAGAGUCAAAACAAACGGAACAGCCGAACGCAAUUGAUUUGCCUGACAAAGCAGCUGUAGGAGCUGCUGUGACAUCAACGUUUGAGCUCGAGUCAAACUCAAACCAAGAAAAUGUUACUGAAACCGAUACCGUGUUGUUGGCUAGCACCCCAGCCAGAGACGAAGCAGCCGAACCAAUCAGCAGCACACCAGUUGAGGCAAACGAAUUACAUGACUCAUCACCGAUUGUCCAAAAUGCUACUGUUGAGGAUGUCGAUGAAUCAAGUCGAACCCCCGAAACUGCCAUGAAUGUGCAGCCAAAAGACUCACAAACAGUUCAAAAAUCGCAAGCUGAGACGAAAGGAACACCUGCAGAGAAGUCUUCAAAGCCGAACACUCCAGAAAGAAGCGACAAUCAGUCGAAGGCAUCUGCUAAAUCAAAUCGAUCCUCAAUCAAAUCAGCAACGUCUAUUAAAUCAGUCAAAUCGAACACUUCAAAAAAGACCGUAACUGAGGAUAAAGGCGAAACACCAGAAAGCACAACAAUGAGUCCAAAACCGACAAAUGCAAUCGAAGUACCCGUCGAGGUUCAUUCGCCACCCCCACAGAAUGACGUAAACGAAGGAGGUGAUGAAGAAGAAGAGAAGAAGAGCGAAGAAAAUAAGGAACAAGGAGAAAAAAGUCAGCCUCCCGACUCUAAGAUUUCUUCAACUGCUAGCACUCCUGGACCUGCUGGUUCUACUGCAGCACAAUUAGCCGAAGUAGCCGUUCACGAUACAGAAUCGGCUGCAGUUACUCAGUUGCCUCGCGGCCUGCCAAACAAUGCACCUGUUGUUCUCGUUAUCGGUGCACCCGGUUCAAACAAAGCUGCAAUUGCGCAUCGAAUCGCUAAGAAAUAUGACGGUUUUGUUUCGUUGAGUAUGGGUGAAUUGUUGAGACGGCAAGUUCGUCAAAAUCCAGACGAUGAACUCUGGCAGAGGAUCGGUAAGAAGAUGAAUGCUGGUGAAACAGUUCCCAUGAAAAUUUGUCGAGACUUGUUAUAUUCUUGCAUUCAUGACGUUGGAGGACGGAGUUGGGGCUAUGUGAUCGAAGGAUAUCCAAGAACCCAAGCACAGGCUAUCGAUUUCGAAAAUCAGUUCGAAAGGUUGGAUUUAGCGAUUUUAGUGGAUUGUACUGAACAGUAUUGUAUGGAUAACAUAAAGAAACGGCUUGAAGCUGCGAAAGAUCACAAUGAUGCAAGGGCUGGUGAGUAUGUAGAUACAUUGGGCUAUGAUAAACCGGAUGCAGUGAAAGUUCGUUUGGCAAUGUUCAAAAUGAAUACACUGCCAAUGUUGAAAUAUUUCGAUGAUAAAGGCAAAUUAAGAGUGGUACGCUUUAAGACGAAAAGGGUUGAUGGCGAUUUGGAUGUCGACAAGAUAUUCGUUGAUGUUGCUUCAGCUAUCGAUAAUACUAUUUUCAUUGGAGAUCAAGAGAGCGGUAAAAGUUUAACUUCAUCAAAAGAGGAGUCAGUAGACGGUGCAGAACGCAAAGAACAAUGA
Molecule: messenger RNA, 2895 nt
Organism: Anisakis simplex (herring worm)
Lineage: Eukaryota; Metazoa; Nematoda; Chromadorea; Rhabditida; Anisakidae
Source: the annotation of a GenBank genome assembly